Erigeron canadensis is the source of this 1272-nucleotide messenger RNA. Its product is annotated as F-box/FBD/LRR-repeat protein At1g13570-like. The transcript is spliced from 3 exons. Gene Ontology annotation, molecular function: protein binding. The coding region runs from base 1 to 1272 and encodes 423 amino acids. Lineage: Eukaryota; Viridiplantae; Streptophyta; Magnoliopsida; Asterales; Asteraceae. The record is from RefSeq and is a predicted model, not a curated record.
AUGGAAGUUCAACAAUUGUCUUUGGACCGAAUCGAAACCCUUCCUCAGCACAUAACAGAAGCAAUCCUAUGUCUUAUGCCAUUUAGAGAUGCAGUGAGCACCAGCAUUCUUUCAAAAGAUUGGAGAUACAAUUGGGCCAAAAUUCCUAAACUUGUGUUUGACACCGAAGAUAUGUUUGAUUGGAUGGCUAUAACUGACCAAGUUUCUAAACCGGUGCUUGACGAGGAAGAUCUUGAGUGGGAAGAUUCAUUUUAUGUCGGGCCCAGGACUAACCACUACAAGCGUACAGUCUAUAAUGCUAUAAACGAUAUCCUGUUUCUGCACGAGGGUCAAAUAAACGACUUCACCUUAAUCUUGCAUAUUGAUAACAUAUCCGUUGAAAUUGACCAAACAAUGAAUUAUUUGUCGAGGAACAAUCAUACUACUCUCAAGAAAUUUAAACUUGACUUGGGUGAUCAUCACAAUCUGUAUCGGUUACCUUUAUCUAUCUUUUCUUUUCAUCGGUUAACAGACCUAUAUCUCAAAGUCUGCGAUCUCGACUUUGAACCAAUAUUCACUGGAUUUGGUUGCCUUACAAGCUUACAUCUCGAGAAUGUCAGAGCUACUACAACAACACUUCUCCGUCUUCUAUCUAAAUCUCCAUCACUUAAGAGCUUUACUCUGAUUAAAACGGAAUUUCAUAUUGGGGAUGAUAGAUUUCUUAACCGGGACGAGUACUCCCUAACUGACCUAUUCGAGUGUUUACCUGUGAUUGAACAUUUCUGCGUUUCAAUGUCGGUAAUUGGAGUAGUGUUUUGUUGUUGUGUGGUCCCACACAAGCUUCCACCGUCAUUAGUCCACGUCAAACACUUAACUUUAGACGAGGUGUUUUUCCCCCAGUGUAUACCUUUUGCUCUUCUUAUGAUCAAAUGUUCCCCAAACCUUGAGAAACUUAAGCUACAGGUAACUAUUUAUCGUAAGUAUUCCUAUUUUCAGUCAGAGACUGACGACGUUACGUAUUCAGAUAUUUCGUUGGAACAUCUGAAAGAAUUGGAGAUAGAAGACUUUGCUAACAUGAAGUCUGAGUUGGAUUUUGUGAAGUUUAUUUUGACCAAGUCACCUAUGCUUAAGAAGGUGAGCAUAUGCCUUCACCCUGAGGUUGAUAUGCUUGAAGAGGUCAUGACCUUAAGAAUUCUGUUACACUCCCCACGUGCAUCACCGAUGGUAAAGAUCAUUGUUGAGUGUCCACCUAAAAAGUAUAAGGGGAGGACACAUAUUACCGAUCCUCUUUGA